AUGUUGGAGAUGAACACCAAGCUGAACCUCACCAUGAUGGCAGUUGGGAAUCAGCCUGCAACUGGACCCGUUGGCAUGGAAUAUGGGAGAGUAAAAGUCCCUGAGCUGAGGCCCUAUGGGGGGGCUAGAGAUGCGAAGGACUUAGAGAACUUCCUCUUUGAUAUGGAGCAUUACUUUAGAGUUGUGAGAGCUGAAUCAGAGGAUGGCAAGGUCGCCAUGGCAACGAUGUACUUGUCUGCAGAUGCCAAAGUGUGGUGGAGGACGAAGUACGACGAUAUUCAGAAUGGCAGAUGCACCAUAACAACGUGGGAUGAUCUAGAGAGAGAGUUGAAGACGCAGUUUCUCCCUGAGAAUGUUGCCUACAUAGCUCGACGCCAUUUGAGAGAGCUGAAGCACACCAGAACAAUCCGUGAAUACGUGAAGAAAUUCUCUGGGUUGAUGUCUACAAUCAUGAGUCGUGGCAUUACUCUACAUCCGGAAGAUGAUGUUGAAGCGGGCCUCGUAGUCCUGGAGGGGAAAAAGCUUCCCACUGGAAACAUUUGGGAAAUGGACGGGGAAAAGAACAAAUUUCAGAACUAUCAGAUGCUGAAUGAGUUGGAGAAGGCCCUCAGAGUAGAGUCGACUCCAGGGCUCUUUUAUAAUAGACUGGCCUGA
Humulus lupulus (European hop) is the source of this 654-nucleotide messenger RNA. RefSeq lists its product as uncharacterized. The record is from RefSeq and is a predicted model, not a curated record. The transcript is spliced from 2 exons. The coding region runs from base 1 to 654 and encodes 217 amino acids. Lineage: Eukaryota; Viridiplantae; Streptophyta; Magnoliopsida; Rosales; Cannabaceae.